Messenger RNA from Leptopilina boulardi, 2824 nucleotides. RefSeq lists its product as uncharacterized. The record is from RefSeq and is a predicted model, not a curated record. The coding region runs from base 235 to 2613 and encodes 792 amino acids. The transcript has 3 exons. NCBI's taxonomy places the organism in Eukaryota, Metazoa, Arthropoda, Insecta, Hymenoptera, Figitidae.
AACAGAAAAAUUACAUUCUUACGCGAUUUCAUCCUUGAACUUGAACUUUCCGUUUUCAAGAUCAUUCUCGCUGGAUUAUUAUGAAACACGUGUGUGGAAUCCUUUUGUGUUUUUUGCAUCUUUAGAAAUCUGUGUGUUCAAUUGGGACUGUUAAAUUGUAAUAUCGACUUGAAAAAACUGGAUUUAGAUUGACAAUAAAAUUUUUGAAAGCUAUAAUAUUUGAAUGAACCAAAAAUGGAUGAUGACAAUGCAGAUUUGAAAGCAAAACGUUAUAAGUUAACGUUGGAUCCAAAUUUUCAGCCAGAACAGAUUUCUGAUAAAACUUUUAAGAGAUGGAAAAAUGCAUUUAAAACAACACUCGAAGGAAAAAGUGCUGUUGGACCUAGUCAUGAACAUAAAGAGUUAGUUGAAAAACCUGAACCUAGUAAUCUUAAUUCGGAUGGCUUGAUGUUGUGCGAAAACAACUUUCUUGAGAACGACAAUUUGAGUAUUGAGGAAGUCUUUUGCAGCUCUUCUGACGAUCAUGAUGAUGAUGAUGAUGACAUUGAUUUUCCUGAAAGAAAUUCACAACAUGCAGAACAACAACUUCCUGACCAGAAACCUUCUGAGUGUAAAACGACUUUCAUUGAGGAUGGUGACAAAAUUAUGUUUAAACAAUCUGGAAUAACUGUAAAAGAAGUGGUUGAAAUGGUUGUAGCGUAUAACUUAAGGUUUGGCGAUUCGCAAGAAGCUCGACAAAUGCUAAUAGAAAUGAUAAAAAUUUUUGCAGGUCCAGAAUUUUCAAAUUUUAACAUUUCCAAUUAUUCACUGUCUAAAAUAUUUGACCCACCAUCUGAAAAAAUUAUUUAUCAUUUCUAUUGUCAAAAAUGUACUGACAAGGUUUUGUACAAAUCAUGUAAAAAGGGCAUAAAAGGAAAAAAAGUUUUAUGUGAAACUUGCAAAAUGGAAUAUACAUUAACACUUAGCAAUCCUAACUAUUUCGUAGGGAUAGAUUUAGAAUAUCAGCUGCAAAUGUUUUUAGAAAAUGAAGAGACUGCGAAAUAUUUUAUUCCAAAAAACACAGAUUGUAAUUCAAGCAAAGGUAAUAAGAACUUCAUGCGCGAUAUUGAUGACAGCAUUUUGCAUAAAAGUGCCAUUGAAAAAUAUGCGGCAACAAUCACUUAUUUAAUAAGUACAGAUGGUGCACCUUUAUUUCACAUUUCUAAACGAGGUUUUUGGCCCCUUCAAAUCAUUCUAAAUAAUUUACCCGUUCAUCUGCGAUUUAAAUUUGUUUUACUGGUAGGUCUUAUGAUUGUUAAAAAUGAACCCAAACCAAAUCUAAUGAAUUUGUUUAUAAACGCAUUUAUCGAACAGGCUAAUCAUUUACAUUCAAAAGGGAUGAAAGUCAAAAUUGCACAUCUCGACAGCGAAAUUGAAAUACAUUUUACACCAUCCGGUGCAGUCGCAGACUCGGUCGCUCGCCCUAUUCUUCAAAACAGAUUACAAUUUAAUGGAUAUUUCGGUUGCAGUUUCUGCUACCAACGAGGAGUAUUUAUUUUUAAAAUUGGGUUGAGGUAUCCUUUCGUAUCUGAAGAACCGGAACUGAGAAGUCAUACUUCUCACAUGAAAGACAUCGCUUGUGCUAAAGAACAAGGCUCUUUUUUUCAAGGAGUUAAGGGCGAGUCAGCUUUUAUUGAUCUUGCAAAUAUAGACAUGGUUUGGAGUUUCUCCCUCGACUAUAUGCACAAUGCGGUUCUUGGAGUAACAGAACAAAUUUGGAAAAAAUGGAUUAAGGAAUUAACAGCUGAACAGCGCAGAGAAAUAGAUGAGUUACUUCUUCUUCAAAAACCACCACGAGAUUUACACAGAAGUACUGAAAAAAUAUCCUCAAAAAGCAUUUGGAAGGCGACGCAUUGGAGAUCAUGGCUGCUAUAUUUUUCAGUACCAAUUUGUUCCUUGUAUCUAAAAAAAAUUGAGUUGUUAGAGCACUAUAUUCUGUUUGUUAACAGUAUGUUUGUUUUGCUGGAAACCGAAAUUUCCUAUGACAAAUUAGACAAAUGCGAGCAAGAUCUAAUGACUUUUGUUGCUCUUUACGAAAAUCUGUACGGUGUUGAAAGUAUGACGUUCAACAUUCACGUUUUGUUGCAUUUCGUUAGUUCCAUUAAAAAAUCCGGUCCUCCAUGGGCAACUUCUGCGUUCCCAUUUGAACACAAUAUUUAUUUCUUAAAGCAGACUAUCAGUGGCCCGAAAAGCGUAGAACAACAAAUGUCUGUAAAGUCAUUGAAUCUUUUGAAAUAUCGUCUUCGACCGCAGAAUAACGAUAUCUCCGAGAAAGCGAGUAAUUAUUGUAAAACUAUUUUUUCGUCAAAAAUUGUCAGUAAAAAUGCCGUAAAAGUAAAUGAUGUAACAUUUUAUGGUCCAGAUCCGACGAAUAUUUUUGAAUCUGUCACCGAAAAACACUUCGAAAGAUGUUUCUUUAAUAACUGCAUUUUUAGCAGUACCAUUUACAGUCGUUCAAGAAAAUUCAAUGACACACGGAAAAAACAAACUAACUAUUUUAGCACCAAACUGCUUUAUCCUUUAUUAGUAUGCAAUUUCGUUUACCUAUUAAAGUAUGAAAUAAUGCUUUUUUAGUUUAAAGUAAGUCCAUACUAAAUAAGUAUAAUGGUUAUACUCUUUUAGUAAUAGUGACGUACUUUAAAAGCAUAAAGUUGAUGCCCGCGAAGUACGACAUAUAGUCUACCUAAAAUAGCAAGAGCUUCUUCCUUUUUGGUGUAUAAAUUCUUGCAACCUGCGUUUUGGCCUAUAUCGAUAUAUCAAUGGUUGGAAAGAGAAGGAGGCGUGG